AUGUCAACAGCUGCAAACUUUCGUAAUGUCAAAAUGUCUGCAUGCGAUAGAAUUAGUGAUCUUCCUAGCAGUAUAAUAGAAAGCAUUUUAAUGUGGUUGCCAACACGAGACGCUGCAAGAACUAGCAUCUUAUCAAGGAAAUGGAGGUAUAAUUGGUCCAGAAUCCCACAGCUGGUACUUGAUGAUAAGAUUUUCAAUAAAAUUUUAACAAAUCAUGCAUUACCUAGGCAAAAGUUUGCAGAAAUUCUAUUUCAGAUUCUGUCACUACACCAAGGACCCAUAUCCAAGUUUCGUUGUUCUUUAACUGGCCUUAAAGAUUGUCGUGACAUUGACAGCUUGAUAGUGCUUCUGUCAAGGAGUGGGGUUCAGGAGUUUACCCUCAAUCUUUGGCUGAAUGAAUACCACAGAAUGCCAUUGGCAUUUUUUUCCUGUCUAGAGCUCAGGCAUUUGAACCUUCGGGGUUGUUUGAUUAAACCCCCCACCAAUUUCCAAGGUUUUGGCCAUCUGAUUAGACUGAAACUCUGUCAAGUGAAUAUUGCAGAGGAUGUACUGGGAAGUUUGAUGUCCAGUUCCCUGCUACUGGAGCAGUUGACCGUUGUAGAGAUCCCGGCCAUCUUGAACUCCCUUGAGCUCAUAGCGCCCAAGUUAAAAUCUGUUUCUUCAAAAGCUCUGUAA
Coffea eugenioides is the source of this 675-nucleotide messenger RNA. RefSeq names its product F-box/FBD/LRR-repeat protein At1g13570-like. NCBI's taxonomy places the organism in Eukaryota, Viridiplantae, Streptophyta, Magnoliopsida, Gentianales, Rubiaceae. Gene Ontology annotation, molecular function: protein binding. The record is from RefSeq and is a predicted model, not a curated record. Bases 1 to 675 code for a protein of 224 amino acids. The transcript has a single exon.